This is a messenger RNA of Pollicipes pollicipes, 2125 nucleotides long. RefSeq names its product serine/threonine-protein phosphatase 6 catalytic subunit. The record is from RefSeq and is a predicted model, not a curated record. The coding region runs from base 177 to 1160 and encodes 327 amino acids. NCBI's taxonomy places the organism in Eukaryota, Metazoa, Arthropoda, Thecostraca, Pollicipedomorpha, Pollicipedidae. The transcript has 7 exons. Gene Ontology annotation, molecular function: protein serine/threonine phosphatase activity.
CUUUAUGCAGUACAGUCCAUAAUAUUGCAAGUUCUGAGCUAACCAUUUAAGAGAUUUAGAAACUCGAGCAGGCUUUCCGUUAGCACUUGACAUCAUGACUCGUCGACGAACAUGCGCAACUGUCGUGAUGCGGAUUGUUUCGGCCAGUACUUGCGGUGGCUACAUCGCAUUUGUGAAUGGUGAUGAUAGGCGGGCUGAUACAUCGAGGCCGUGACCUGUCACGGAGACCGCGUUCGUAUUUUGGCAAGAUGGGAGAUGUGGAUAAAUGGAUAGAUAUUGCGAAAGACUGCAAAUAUCUCCCCGAAAACGACCUAAAGAGCUUGUGUGAUGCUGUGUGUGACCUGUUGAUGGAGGAGUCCAACAUUCAGCCAGUCCCUUGUCCAGUCACAGUCUGCGGAGAUAUCCAUGGACAGUUUUACGACCUGGAGGAACUCUUCAGAACUGGCGGACAGGUGCCCGACACAAACUACGUGUUCCUGGGCGACUUCGUGGACCGCGGCUACUACAGCCUGGAGACGCUGACGCGCCUGCUGACGCUCAAGGCCAAGUGGCCCGACAAAAUCACGCUGCUGCGCGGCAACCACGAGUCGCGCCAGAUCACCCAGGUGUACGGCUUCUACGACGAGUGUCAGAAAAAGUACGGCAACGCCAAUGCCUGGAAGUACUGUUGCAAGGUGUUCGACCUGCUAACCAUUGCUGCGAUCAUCGAGGACGAGGUGUUGUGCGUACACGGCGGCCUCUCGCCCUACAUCCGGUCGCUGGACCAGAUCCGGGUGAUCGACCGGAAUCAGGAGAUCCCGCACCAGGGGGCGUUCUGUGACCUGGUGUGGUCAGACCCGGAAGACGUCGAGUCGUGGGCCACCAGCCCUCGCGGCGCCGGCUGGCUGUUCGGGGCCAAGGUGACGCACGAGUUCAUGCUCGAGAACAGCCUGAAGCUCAUCUGCCGGGCCCACCAGCUGGUGAACGAGGGCUACAAGUACGUCUUCGACGAGAAGCUGGUGACUGUAUGGUCGGCACCCAACUACUGCUAUCGCUGCGGCAAUGUGGCGGCCGUGCUCUGCUUCAAUGACAUCAACAAUAAGGAGGUGAAGAUCUUCCGCGCCGUGCCCGAGGAGAACAGGAAGGUGCCGCCAAGCAUCACCACGCCGUACUUCUUGUAGUGAGCGCUGUCGACAGAUGGCGUUGAUGUCGACGUGGGUGCUCAACCAACUGCAUCUGCGUGAGAUAACUGUCCGUGGUGCUUGCGCGUGGCAGUGCAUGCUUCAGGCCGGACGGCGUGGUCUGGUACGUCGUUGGUCGUACCCGCCGACAUCAGUUUUGGUGGACAUGUGCACCCUCAUGCAUUCAGGGGUAGGGGCCCGUGUGCCCGAGUGAGCAAGACUCGAAGGACACGUGUGCUCACCGACGAGGGUGUUCUAUGUGCUAGCGAGGGAGACGCGACGGGCGCGCGAGCUCAGUGUGCGCGAGCUCCGUUCGGUACGUGGGAGAGGCGAGACACUCUCACCCGGGUGGCGCCCGAUGGCACGGUACUCUGGGCAUCAGCUCGGAGGAGUCGUGCCCGACGAAGGGACGAUCGCUGUGGCUCUCUGUGGCUCGGUAGAUCUUCGGUGUCGUUGGGGAGAGCUGCUCCCUCGCGAUGAGGGUAAUUCUCACCCCACUCCGGCGGGCGGUGCUGUCGUCCCGGCGGUAGGCGGGCUUCUGUCUCCCCCCCCCCCCCUCGUGAGGCCGUGUCUGUGUGUGGAUUGGUCAGGCUGGCGGCGCCCCCGCCCUGCGGUGAGCACGCGUGAGCGCGCGAACCUGAGUCCGUUUGGUCGUCGCUGAUGGGGUCGUGACCUCCUGCACGGCCGGCGUCUCGCUGUAGUGUCUGCGGCUGGGACCGUGUGGCGUCCGGUCCCUCGGACGGGUCGCCCCCCCCCCCCCCCCCUCCCGCUGGUGGGCGUCCGCUCGUCGCAUUGUACCUGCAUUGCUCUGUCCAUCUUCACGACAGCCCACGUCCCAUCGGCAGUCCGGUCUCGCUCCGCGGCGGUGCCGGGCCGCUGACCGUUUUAUAAGCAGGACCAUCGCCAGGUCAAACCGUCAUCACCACCGACCAUCGUUGAACUAAAAUACAGCCCAUAAUUUGCCA